GUAGAUGUUCUUGUAAAAAAAUAGCUGCUUUGCUCUUGAUGAGACUUCAUCAGGAUGAUAUGAGUGGUAUUGUGCAGAUUUACAUGCGACGAGAUGAGAACUGGGGAAUUGUUGCGAACCGAUUAACGCUAAGGGAUCUGCACUAAUCCAAAAAUAGCAAAGCUCCCAUGUUCAUAUUAAGCUCACAAUUUCCCAUGUGACAGCCACAAUUUCAUACGACACCCCUCAUCACCGCAACGAGCAACUCUACGAUGCCUUCGGACUUUCUUUUAAUAUCACCUACAUAAUAGCGAUCAAUACACAAGCUCUAGCAGAAGCAUUUCACUCGCUCCAAAAUGUCCGCAUCUCCCACGGGCGAAUCCUCGGCCAAUGCCAACUCCGCGAAUGGUAUCAAUCCAGCCGAUGAGAAACCGCGGUUAUCGGAACAUGAAAAGAAGGCUAAUCAUAUUGCUUCUGAACAAAAACGCCGCUUAGCAAUCCGCGAAGGCUUUGAUCGACUGGCAGAAUUGGUUCCUGGACUGGAAGGUCAAGGAAGAAGCGAAAGUGUAGUCUUGAAGAAAACUGUGGAUUAUAUACGUAUACAGUUAGAGGAAAGGCGGAUGCUGGCUGAAGAGGCUGAGGGUUUGGGAGUCGUUGUUGAAGAAUUGAAGAGAGAAGCACCUGAAGCAGCAACUGCAGGAUUGGCCAGUCGGGGGGCAGCAUGGGGAGAUGGAAGGGGUUAAAAUAUGAGGAAUGAGUGUGGGUAUAGGUAUGGGCAUUGGUACGGGGCAUUUCAGAUUGGUGUCGGCGCAUGGGGAAAUACUUAUGGCUAAUAUGGUCGGCGUUCUAUCGUUGAGGAUUGGCAGCAUGAUACCUUCUGGGAGAAUAUCCGGAGGUGAUGGGUGACGACGAAACACGUCAGUCUUCGAGACAUCACGACAUGUGAAUUAUCCGCUUGUAAUCAGUAUGCGGUAUUAAAAUGGUUGAUGGACGGUGGGACCGAGUGGAAUAAAUGACUUAAUCCCCGCUAGAUUUAUUGCUAUAGUCGUGCUUCGGGUAAUACAUUUCAUGGUGUUAGGGCUGCCCUCCGCAACCUACCCCUCAGAUCUUUCUUAUACUGAAAGAUACCACAUAGGAUUCACCGAACGAAAUUUCCCAUGCUACUAUUGACUAUCUAAUUUUCGGGAACAAACGUUUUCAAACUUACCAUCCAAACAGUAUCUUGUCCAUGAAUGAUACUAUUGCAACGUGUGCACCGCGCUCAUGUAGGUUAAUCUACGUUAGAAAUGCAAUUUAAACA
This is a messenger RNA of Botrytis cinerea B05.10, 1279 nucleotides long. RefSeq lists its product as hypothetical. Gene Ontology annotation, molecular function: DNA-binding transcription factor activity, RNA polymerase II-specific; RNA polymerase II cis-regulatory region sequence-specific DNA binding; protein dimerization activity. Gene Ontology annotation, biological process: regulation of transcription by RNA polymerase II. NCBI's taxonomy places the organism in Eukaryota, Fungi, Ascomycota, Leotiomycetes, Helotiales, Sclerotiniaceae. The coding region runs from base 336 to 722 and encodes 128 amino acids. The record is from RefSeq and is a predicted model, not a curated record. The transcript is spliced from 2 exons.